Molecule: messenger RNA, 3427 nt
Organism: Solea senegalensis (Senegalese sole)
Lineage: Eukaryota; Metazoa; Chordata; Actinopteri; Pleuronectiformes; Soleidae
Gene: klhl8
Product: kelch-like family member 8
Exons: 11
Coding region: 459-2303 (614 amino acids)
Molecular function (GO): protein binding
Source: RefSeq, a predicted model, not a curated record
UUAGAUGCAUAUAAAUUAGAAAAGGAUUUAUUAUUCAAAAUGGUCUGGUACCAGGGGCGUCCAGGAAGAAGAGGUUAAGGUCCUCAGAAGUCUUCCAACUGAGCCUUUAAUAGAAAAAAUUAAUAUUAUUGAAUCCAUGUAUUUAUUGAAGGAGCAAACUAUCUCAAAAUGUGAAGUCUGUCCAUGGGCUGGAAGGCAGACAGAUGUAAAAAGAGUCUUUGCAUUUGCUGUUUUUUUAUUCCCAUAGCUGAGAAGACUAGUGAUGAGGGGGCGAUACACUGAGUCGAUUCAGUCUGUGGCAUAGUUUAAAAGAGACACAGUGCAUCAUGUGUAAGGUGUAGGCGGAGCUUCAGCCUCUAGCCGUCUGCUCUCACUACAUCUCUUCUCGAUUAGACACUUAUCAACUGUGGAGAUUAUUUAUCAGACUCUGCAAUAGGUGUUGUUUUGUGUAGCCAGCGAUGGCACCAGGAGACGUGGUGCCAGACCAUGCCAAGCAACUGAAGUCCAAGGAGAAGCGGCUUGGAAACAGGGCAUUGAAAGCUGACUGUGAGCCGGAUGGCUCCUUUAUCUUCGAGGCUCAUGAGGCUUGGAAGGACUUCCAUAACUCCCUCAGGCACUUCUAUGAAGUGGGUGAGCUCUGUGAUGUCACACUGAAGGUUGGCAGUAGAUUGAUACCAUGCCACAAGCUAGUGCUGGCCUGUGUUAUCCCUUAUUUCCGAGCCAUGUUCCUGUCAGAGAUGUCGGAGGCCAAACAGGAACUGAUUGAGAUUAAAGACUUUGAUGGUGAUGCCAUCCAGGACCUGGUGCAUUUUGCCUACUCGUCCAAGCUCACGUUAACUGUAGACAAUGUCCAGCCUCUGCUGUAUGCUGCCUGCAUCCUUCAGGUGGAGUUGGUGGCGAGAGCCUGCUGUGAGUACAUGAAGGCCAACUUUCACCCCACCAAUUGCCUCGCAGUGCGUACUUUUGCUGAAAGCCACAAUCGUGUGGACCUGAUGGACAUGGCUGACCGCUAUGCCUGCGAGCAUUUCACAGAGGUCGUGGACUGUGAAGACUUCACGUGUGUGUCUCCCCAGCACUUGCGUACAUUAUUGUCCUCGGGUGAGCUCAACAUCCACUCGGAGUCACAAGUGUAUAAUGCAGCAGUGAAGUGGCUGAAAGCCAACCCACAUCACCACGAGGCCUGGCUGGACCAGAUCAUGUCUCAGGUGCGCCUCCCGCUGCUGCCUGUGGAGUUUCUGACUGGAACUGUGGCUAAGGAAGAGAUGAUCAAAGGUAACCUGAGUUGUCGUGACUUGAUGGACGAAGCCAGGAACUACCACCUCCACCUCAGCAACAAGGCAGUGCCCGACUUUGAGUAUUCAAUCCAUACCAUACCCCGGAAACACACCGCAGGGGUUUUGUUCUGUGUUGGUGGCCGCGGGGGUUCUGGUGACCCAUUUCGCAGCAUCGAGUGUUACUCCAUCACUAAGAACAGCUGGUUUUUUGGCCCUGAAAUGAACAGCAGGCGGCGCCACGUGGGUGUGAUAUCUGUUGGAGGCAAAGUUUAUGCUGUCGGGGGCCAUGAUGGUAAUGAGCACUUGGGCAACAUGGAGUUGUUUGACCCCCUCACCAACAAAUGGAUGAUGAAAGCCUCGAUGAACACUAAGAGGAGGGGUAUAGCACUGGCAGCUCUUGGCGGUCCCAUCUACGCUAUCGGAGGCCUGGACGACAACUCCUGCUUCAACGACGUGGAGCGCUAUGACAUCGAGAGUGACUGCUGGAGCGCUGUGGCUCCGAUGAACACUCCCAGAGGAGGAGUGGGAUCUGUGGCUUUGGGGGGUUUUGUGUAUGCGGUGGGAGGCAACGAUGGCGUGGCAUCUCUGUCCAGCGUGGAGCGCUACAACCCUCAUCUCAACAAAUGGACAGAGGUCAGCGAGAUGGGCCAGCGACGGGCUGGAAAUGGAGUCAGCAAACUGAAUGGCUGCCUCUACGUCGUAGGUGGGUUUGAUGACAACUCACCACUGAGCUCAGUCGAACGAUUUGACCCUCGAUUGCACCGUUGGGAAUAUGUGUCUGAGCUGACCACACCACGCGGCGGAGUCGGGGUUGCAACUGUAAUGGGAAGAGUGUACGCUGUCGGAGGCCACAAUGGAAACAUCUACCUGAACACGGUGGAGGCUUUUGAGCCUCGAAUGAACAGAUGGGAGCUGGUGGGCUCAGUGUCUCACUGCCGCGCCGGAGCUGGAGUCGCCGUCUGCUCGUCUCACGUCAGUCAGAUUCGGGACAUCGGCCAGGGCUCCAGCAAUGUGGUCAACUGCAUGUGACCGCUAACUGCCAGGUGACUAAACGGCUGCCAGGUCACCGCCAGAUGUGAUCACUGCACAAGCACACAAACACAAAGCACACAGAAGGUGACGGCAGAAUCAUUACUGUCACCGCUGUCCUGACCUUCAGCCUUAGUUCAGUUUGAGGCUGACCGUCAGUUUGCACUCAGCGACUGAGGAACAUUAGGGAGCUUUUACUGACUUGAAGUGCACGUUUGACAAAUCUGAAUACUUCUCUGAAAAAAAACCUGACUCAUUCAAGAAGUUAUUUUUCACCUGUGCUGGUGUUCUUUGCCAUCAGCAGCAGUGUUUUGUACUGUAUUUUCUUUAGUUUUUUGACAUAUUUCACACAUGAAAUGACUGACCAGAGCAAUACAGUGCACGUCUCCAGUUCUUCUUCUGUUUACAUUAUUGUGUAUAAAUCUGUUCAAACUGAGCUGGGAAGAUUUGUAAUUACGAUUAAGAUUUGUGUGACGACAAUAUCUGGACUGCCCGUAAUCCAGGUCAAGAGUUUUCAGAUGUGUUUUGAAUUUCAGCUGGAGUUCGUCUCUGCAGAUGGUUGUUAUAUUUUAAUAUAUGGAAUUCUUUUUGUAAUAUAAAAUGGGUGUAUCUUUGCUAUUAUUCUGUACAACACUAUCUAAUCCAUUGCUGUGCACUAUUUUCCUAGAAUAGAUAUGAAGUCGGAGUAUAUUUUUGUCCUUAAUGGAGAAUUUCACAUUGUUCAUGUCUUGAGUUUAAAGAUGUUUAUUUUUCUCUCAUGCCUAUAUUUGCCAUAUAUAUAAGAACAAUUGAAUAAUUCCUGCCAAGAUUUUUGUUCUUCAGGAUUGGCUGAGUGAUGACCACAAAACAUAAAAUCUAUAUAUGGUUUAUACUAGAAGUUGAGAUAUAAAUGCACAAUUUGUGUCCUACCAUUAUUAAUAAUAAUAAUAAUAAUAAUAAUAAUAUUUAAGUAAUUUUUACUCUAAACCUUAAGUUGUUGCCAACCUUGUUAACAAAUGAGCCUUUUGUAAACUUAACUGUACUUGUGUUGAUGUUCUUCCUCCUCCUUGGCUGCUUCCUACGUGUGCUUUUUAUUCACAUGGUGUUGGUAUAAAUUGGUACAAUAAAGUUACGUGUAAAGUCCA